UGAUUUAAGUAAAACUAGAAAAAUCUUGUGAAUGCUAGAAUCCUCCACUACUACUAUUAAUACCCCCUUCAGGUUCCUCGAUUCACAGGACAGAACAAGCAAGGCUUCCAUAGCAAUCAAAGUAUUCCGAGUUUUUGUUGAUACAAAGGUUAUUUCAGUUCUGAAAAUGUCCCUGAUUCCAAGCUUCUUCGGCAACCGACGCAGCAAUGACUUCGAUCCCUUCUCUCUCGAUGUUUGGGAUCCUUUCAAGGACUUCACUUCCUCUUCGCUGACGACGCGAACUCCAGAAACGUCGGCCUUUGUCAACACUAGGAUCGAUUGGAAAGAAACCCCUGAAGCUCACGUGUUCAAGGCCGAUGUUCCUGGUCUUAAGAAAGAAGAGGUCAAAGUGGAGGUCGAGGACGACAGGGUGCUGCAGAUAAGUGGGGAGAGGAAGGUGGAGAAGGAAGACAAGAACGACACGUGGCACCGUGUGGAACGGAGCAGUGGGAAGUUCAUGAGGAGGUUUAGGCUGCCUGAGAAUGCCAAGAUGGAUCAGAUCAAGGCUGCCAUGGAAAACGGUGUGCUCACUGUCACUGUUCCGAAGAUGGAAGUUAAGAAGCCUGAUGUAAAAGCCAUCGACAUUUCUGGCUGAAACACUUCCACUUGAACAACAGAUUACUCUGUUUUAAAGUUAUGAAAUGUGUGGGUUUGUCUUUAUCAGAUGAGAGUUUUAUGCUAAGAAACUUAUGUUUGUGUAACUAAAGUGUGUGGAGUGGAGUGAAGUGAAGUUGUAAACUUCGCUAUGUAGAAAAUAAAAGAGUAAUCUUUCUUCUUAAUUCA
Molecule: messenger RNA, 822 nt
Organism: Hibiscus syriacus
Lineage: Eukaryota; Viridiplantae; Streptophyta; Magnoliopsida; Malvales; Malvaceae
Product: 17.5 kDa class I heat shock protein-like
Exons: 1
Coding region: 32-634 (200 amino acids)
Biological process (GO): response to heat; protein complex oligomerization; response to hydrogen peroxide
Source: RefSeq, a predicted model, not a curated record